Messenger RNA from Phlebotomus papatasi, 1250 nucleotides. RefSeq lists its product as uncharacterized. The coding region runs from base 1 to 1080 and encodes 359 amino acids. Gene Ontology annotation, cellular component: nucleus. NCBI's taxonomy places the organism in Eukaryota, Metazoa, Arthropoda, Insecta, Diptera, Psychodidae. Gene Ontology annotation, biological process: regulation of transcription by RNA polymerase II. The record is from RefSeq and is a predicted model, not a curated record. The transcript has 2 exons. Gene Ontology annotation, molecular function: RNA polymerase II transcription regulatory region sequence-specific DNA binding; DNA-binding transcription factor activity, RNA polymerase II-specific.
AUGAAUAGUUCAACAUCAUUGGGAAGUAUUGAUUUUUCGGCGAUUCUCGAGGAGGAAUUUCGGGCGAUGGAAGAGAAGGAUAGUGGCCAGGAUAUUAGUGUUUUGGCUGGGGAAAUUGUCACGAAUGCCCUGCACAUCCCUAGGAGUCUAUUUUGUCCAUUCUGUGCGGAUGAGUACAUGUUCCAGUUCACGCUGAAGGAUCAUCUGAAGAGGGAGCACCUUGAGGAGUUGCAGAAGCAAAUUGAGCGGCAAAAGAGGGCAGAAGUGCUGGAAGAUGUGACUCUGUCAGCAUCCCAUGCUUGUCCCAUCUGUGGUGCUCUUUUCUUUCACUUUGGCUUGGUGCCAAAGCAUAUCCAUCAGCGGCAUGGGAGGGCUUUUCUGCAGCAGUGGCAGAAGGAGAAUGCAGAAAAUCUGGCCAGGAGGGAAGAUGAACCAAGUAUUCUUUAUGCCAAGUGCUCUCCGGGUCUCAGUGAGAUAUUCGAUGCCCUGACAACCAAUGAAAAAGUCAAACCAGUUCCUGAGGUCAAGGUUGCAACUCCCAGCAAGAGCAUCCUGAAGAAGACUCCAAAGGGCAAGAUUAUCGUGUCUCCAUCUUCAGUGUCCAUCAGACGUACCAAGAGUGACUACGUCAAGAGAUGUACACCAGUUCGCCGGGAAUUGCGCUUCGAUUUGCCGCCGCUGAAGAAGAAAUCCCCCGAGGAGCAACUGCCUCCAAUGCCCAGGGACACCAUUCGCUCUUCCUGGAGAUUGCCCUUCGGUUGGCGCAGGCAGAAAAUCAAGUCACCCCCAAAGUCCACGGUGCUCACUAGCACUCCCAUCAACACCCUGGGCGAUGCCUCAGAUGUGCCCUCAUUCUUCGCUCUGGAGAGAUUCCAGUGCGCAAGAUGCCGCAAAACCUGGGACAAUAACGCUGAACUCCUGCAGCAUCUGAAGGAGCAUCAUCGCAGUGCCAGGCACUUCAUGAGGCCCCAUUACAGGUGUGCUCAGUGUGGGGCCACUUUCUACAGGAACAACUACUUGGUGCGCCAUUGCCACUUUCAUCAUACGCCCCUCAAGGCCCGCCAGGUCAUCAGGAAUUGAGAUUUUUUAAAAGACUCUUUCCUAACAUCACUCUGCACCAUCUUCUUCAAAGUUACUCACCCAUCCAGCUAUCCUCAGGAUUGGAUCCAAAAAGCACCCAGUGUCGACAGAAAAGCCGUAAGUUUUUGCUAAGGACAUUUAAUUGUAAUAAAUUGAGUUUUACACUUAAA